Messenger RNA from Alternaria atra, 1224 nucleotides. RefSeq lists its product as uncharacterized. NCBI's taxonomy places the organism in Eukaryota, Fungi, Ascomycota, Dothideomycetes, Pleosporales, Pleosporaceae. The record is from RefSeq and is a predicted model, not a curated record. The transcript has a single exon. The coding region runs from base 1 to 1224 and encodes 407 amino acids.
AUGCCCCUUUCCACUAAGGCUGUCGAAGGUAUCAAGGGCACAUUAGACCACUUCGUCAAGGAUGGCUCACCUGGUCUCGCCUUCCACGCCAUCGACAAAUCGGGCAAAACACUAGUCGAACAUGCUUCAGGUACGCUGGGGGUAGAUUCUAAUCAGCCCAUAGACUCUCAAAGUACUAUCUUCUGGAUUGCCUCUUGUACGAAACUCGUCACUGCUAUUGCUUUGUUGCAGCUUGUUGAGCAGGGCAAGAUCCCUUUGGAUGAUGCUGAGUUCAUCAAGAAAACUGUGCCGGAACUAUCUGACAAGAAGGUGUAUGCCGAUGGUGUUAACGGCGUUGAGCAAGAGAAGGGUGUUACGAUGCGCAUGCUAUUAAGCCAUACAGCAGGAUUUGGCUACCGAUUCGCUGAUCCGAGGCUCCAAGCGGACGGCAUCGAAGGGAGCAGUGGCGACAAGCGGGAUAUUCUCGACGCGAAGAUGGUGAACCAGCCAGGUAGCAUGUGGGAAUAUGGUAUCAACUUGGACUGGGCGGGCAUUGUCCUGGAACGCGUCACCGGUCAGACAUUAGGAGAGUACUUCCAAGAGCACAUCUUCACGCCUGUAGGCAUCGCCACAGAAGGCGCAUCCAUGUUUCCCUCCAAGGAUGCUCAAAAGAAUUUGGCACACAUGCACCAACGUGAGACCGACGGUACACUCAAGGAAAAAGAACAUCUCUAUAACGGUCCUCUUUCCUGCGCCAAAGAAAACCAAAAGGAUUUCCUGCAAUCUGGCGGCGCAGGACUCUGGUCAAGGCCGAGCGAAUAUGUUAAGAUCCUUGCUGCUCUGUUGAACGACGGAACAAAUCCACAAACACAAAACCGCAUCCUCAAGAAGGAGUCGGUAGAUCUCUUGUGGGAGAACCAAAUUCCAUCUCAGCCCGAUUUUGCGCGCUCCAACGUUCCACCCGCGAACCCCUUGCUGGUCAAUCAAUCGGCGGAUAUGUAUCCUCAGCCUGGCAACCCUCCUCAAGGAUGGGGCUUUGGUGGUUUUAUCACCAUCGAGCCUGGUUCAUCCGGUCGUGGGGCGAACACGCUGUGGUGGAUGGGCCUGUGCAACUGCUUCUGGUGGGUGGACAGGGAGAAGGGAGUUGCGGGCAUGCUCGCAUCGCAGGUUUUGCCGAACGGAGAUCCCAAAGUUAUUCCUGCGUGGUUCAUGGCGGAGAAGGGCAUUUAUGACGCGUUGGAAUGA